Messenger RNA from Maniola jurtina (meadow brown), 1291 nucleotides. RefSeq names its product endonuclease G, mitochondrial (gene EndoG). Gene Ontology annotation, cellular component: nucleus; mitochondrial inner membrane. The coding region runs from base 115 to 1038 and encodes 307 amino acids. The record is from RefSeq and is a predicted model, not a curated record. The transcript has 6 exons. Gene Ontology annotation, biological process: apoptotic DNA fragmentation. Gene Ontology annotation, molecular function: RNA endonuclease activity; single-stranded DNA endonuclease activity; nucleic acid binding. Lineage: Eukaryota; Metazoa; Arthropoda; Insecta; Lepidoptera; Nymphalidae.
UCAACUGUCAAAUUCAAAUUCAAACAGCUGAUUUUUAUUACCUAACCUAUAACCUCUGAGGUCUUAGAAAAAUCUUAAUUUGUACGCGUAUUUUCAAUAAUAAACGGAUGUGCAAUGAUUCCAAAGAGAUUAUUACAUGUAGCUCAACUUAGUGCAGUGGGUAUAGCGGGUUAUUAUAUAGGACAAACCGAAAAGUUUAAUGUUUGCAAGGAGUCAGUGUUAGUGGACGGGAAACUCAUAAGUAGCAAGCCAGGCCUGCCGAUUUUUGGAACUGUAUCAGCAGCAGCGCCAUUCACAGACAGUAGCAUACCAAAAGAUAGGGUAUCACAAAUAAUGAAAUAUGGUUUCCCCAGUCUUGAUCAAGUCCGUUCGUAUGAUGACUUUGUACUAUCUUAUGACCGUCGCAACAGGGUGCCGCAUUGGGUGUUUGAGCAUAUAACCAAAGAGCACGUAAAGAAAAAUGAUGCAGUGGACAGAAGCAAAUGUGACUUCACACCUGAUGAAAGUAUACAUCCAUUUUUCAGAUCUCAGAACAGUGACUACAAAGGAUCAGGGUUUGACAGAGGUCACAUGGCGGCGGCCGGCAAUCACCGCCUCGCGCAGAAACACGUAGAACAGACAUUUUUCUUGACUAAUAUGGCCCCACAGGUGGGCGAAGGCUUCAAUAGACACGCUUGGAACAGAUUGGAAAAGCAUGUCAGGAAAUUGACUAAGGUCUACGAUAAUGUAUACUGUUGCACAGGACCUUUAUAUCUCCCCAGGAAGGAAUCUGAUGGCAAAUUCUAUGUAAGAUACCAAGUUAUUGGCGCGAAUACGGUGGCAGUGCCCACACAUUUCUACAAGGUGGUGGUGGCAGAGUCAAGUGAUGGAAAACUGGACAUGGAGGCCUAUGUGAUGCCCAACCAGAAGAUCCCUGACGAGACGCCCGUCUCCUCAUAUAUGGUACCUCCGGAAACUAUUGAAAAAGCCGCGGGUUUAUUAUUUUUUGACAAACUACAUAGAAGUAAAUUGAAUACAAUAAACGGCAAAAAGGUCUAAUUUUAUACAAAAAUUCAGAUUAGGAUUAUUUACGAAUUGAAUAGAACAAUUUUUAGUUUAAUUGUGUGAAUAAUUUUGUUACAUUACCUAUUAGAAAAGAUUUAUUGACUUGUGAAGUCUGAUAUAAGCACAGUUUAAAGUAUACCUGUAAAUACCUUGUAUAAACAUAGUUUAGUUUAAUUUUUCGUUUGUUAUUAUUAUUUUUUAUUCUUGUGACAUUGUUAACAACACGACGAUUUUUUAAAUAAAGUUA